CUUGAAGCACCUACACCAUCUGCUGUCCAAAAAGCACCCUCUAAACCAAGCAACGCACCGUCAACUGGUUCAACCACGUUCGCAGACUUGGGUCUUAACCCUCUUCUCGUUACUCACCUACAGUCCAAGAUCGGCACCAUAAAUCCGGCAUCUGUUCAACCCGUUGCCCUUCCUAUCCUCACGAACCCUUCGGAGGAGGACAUAAACGCGCGAGAUCUGCUCAUACAGUCGCAAACUGGUUCUGGAAAGACCACGUCAUUCCCCCUGCCCAUAAUCUUCUCCCUCAGUACGCACUUUUACGUCGACCACUCAAUAGGAAUGCUCACCAUUAUAAUCGCGCCUCCUCGUGAACUAGCGAAGUAA
Molecule: messenger RNA, 363 nt
Organism: Suillus paluster
Lineage: Eukaryota; Fungi; Basidiomycota; Agaricomycetes; Boletales; Suillaceae
Product: P-loop containing nucleoside triphosphate hydrolase protein
Exons: 1
Molecular function (GO): ATP binding; RNA helicase activity; RNA binding
Source: RefSeq, a predicted model, not a curated record